AUGCCAGUCGCCAGGACCCCGUCGCGCCCUCCCUGGCGCAAAUCCGCUGGCUGUCCAGCGUCACCACGCGGUCGCCGCGACGAUCUCCGCAAAACACAGGCCGUGCAAACCGAGCUGAGCGCAGCAGCAGGCGAGCCCACAGACGAGCCCACACAAACCCGCCCCGUAGCCGACAGCACAGGAGCGCUGCCGCGACGACCUGCAUUUAUCCGGCAGUGCAAAGUAUGUAAAAUUAACACGGAAAAAAAUAUUCUCAUCGAAAUGGCCACGCCCAAGUACUUCAAAGUGACGCAGUUGCGGUCCGCGAUCGCGCUGCCCCAAAAAAAGAAGGAGACGCUGCUCAGACUUGGUCUCCGUCGCAGACACCAGACCGUUUUCCACAGAAUAUGUCCGGAGCAGGCCGGUAUGAUAGCCACGGUCAAGGAGCUGGUGAAGGUGGAGCUUGCCGACGAGAUGCUCACCAAGGACGAGAUGAGAGAGCAGAGGAAAUCGGACCCGGGCUUCACGAUCGAAAAGGCCGCUUCCAGAACUGUUUCCACGUCAAAUUAA
Molecule: messenger RNA, 549 nt
Organism: Ogataea haglerorum
Lineage: Eukaryota; Fungi; Ascomycota; Pichiomycetes; Pichiales; Pichiaceae
Exons: 2
Coding region: 1-549 (182 amino acids)
Biological process (GO): translation
Cellular component (GO): large ribosomal subunit; mitochondrion
Molecular function (GO): structural constituent of ribosome
Source: RefSeq, a predicted model, not a curated record